Symbiodinium necroappetens is the source of this 855-nucleotide messenger RNA. The record is from the annotation of a GenBank genome assembly. Lineage: Eukaryota; Dinophyceae; Suessiales; Symbiodiniaceae.
AUGCAGGGCUAUGGCAGUUUUGCCUACUUCGGGAACAGCAUGUGCCGUGGAUGCUCACACGCAAGCUACUACCACUCAUGGAAAGGUAUGUGGGUACAUCAGGCAUUUGCUGUCAACCCAGUUACUGGCAAAGUACUCAUGUACAGAGAAGGAAAACUCAUCAAAUCAUGCAGCAAUGUCUUUCCAGCCGACGACAUGGACGACUUUUUCGUCGUUACAGCAGCGAAAGCGGCCAAUGGUGAUGUCUACGACGUCAAAAUCUUCAAGGAUGAGUUCAAAUCUCAGGAGGAGAUCAUUGCUGAGAUGCGCUAUGCGCCUCAUCCAGAUCGUGCAGUCGAGUUCUUGUCCUACGACAAGAAGGAGAUCCAGGACUUCGGGCAGAGGGGAAUGCCGCCCGGCCUCUAUCUCGUCUCCGUCACGGCCAUGGCAUGGGUGCACGUCAAAUCGAAGUUGUCGGGAGAGCAUCCAAUCUUCACCUGGAACGAGGAGUCGCGCGCGACUGAAUCCAAGAGUGAGAUUGGCGGCAGCCUACAACCAGGUCAAGGUCACGGCAUCUACCUCAACAUGGGGAUACGUCGUUGUGAGGGUGGCGAUUUGGAUGCCCCAGAAGGGUCGUGGGUUCAUGUGGCCUUUGCCUUCGAUGAUUUCAAGAAGACAGCAUACCUUUUCAAGGAUGGCAAGCUGGUCAAGACAUGCACCGACUACGACUGGUCUCUUUUCAGCCACCUUCACCUCAUGAGCUCCGCGGCGCGCGCGGGCGGUGACAUGUACGAUUUCAAGCUGUACAGAGCACCGAUCAUUGAGGAAGAGUAUAUCAGGGAGCUCAUGGGACCUCAGCAUCCCACGCCGAAAUGA